This is a messenger RNA of Symbiodinium sp. CCMP2592, 897 nucleotides long. NCBI's taxonomy places the organism in Eukaryota, Dinophyceae, Suessiales, Symbiodiniaceae. The record is from the annotation of a GenBank genome assembly.
AUGUCAGAAGUCGGAUGCUGCACUGUUUUGCCUGAGUCUGCAAGGCGAAUGCACUUCACACUCUGCAUGCUGAAGCUGCACUCUCAUGCUCAAGUCGAUGAGAUGAAGGAGGUCGCUGACGCUGACGGCUCCAACCUGGCCUGCAUGACAUUAUCUCCAUCAGGCAUUGAAGGACCUGUCCGCUCGCCAACCCUGCCUGUUGGAGAUGGAGCAUUGCUUGAAGCUCAAGUGCAAGCGUUGCGCUUGUGCCAGGUCUCUCGGCAACCUCAGCCUUUGGGCAAGUUCGACGUGAAACAGCUGAAGGGGAUGGGCUCCUCACACUUACUUCUUCCAACCAAGCUGUGCUGGGAUGCCAAAGCGCGGAAUUUGGUCUCCGCCCAAAACUUGAUGUCACAGAGGCUUCUGUCCUCCGACGGCCAGCACGCUGAGGUCAAGCUCCACGCUACCCUCAUGAAUACGAAGUACGCACGAUCGAGAUUCGACGAUCGCUCGGCUCCGCGAGAGAACUUCGAUGCCAGUGUGCUCAUGGAGCGCUUCGGACAGGCCAGGCCGUGCAUCGACAUCCACAAUGGGCAGGUGAAGCAAAUCGUGGGUGGCACAUUGAAAGAUGACUCCAAGUCCCUCGUUACAAAUUUUGAGGCUUCUCAGCCGUCAAGCUGGUUUGCAGAACGAUACCGAGAUGACGGCUUGGGAGGUGGGCAUGCAAUCAUGCUGGGUGCUUCGGAGGCAAACAAAGCGGCAGCGCUCGCCGCACUGAAAGUAUACCCCGGCGGUUUACAGGUUGGUGGAGGAAUCAACGCAGAGAACGCAAUGGAGUUCAUUGAUGCAGGCAACAACCGGGCCGAGAUGCGCACAUGUUUCCUCGCGAGAUGCAAGGAGCUAGCCAUGUCAUCGUGA